This is a messenger RNA of Pyrus x bretschneideri (Chinese white pear), 1995 nucleotides long. RefSeq names its product protein RETICULATA, chloroplastic. The transcript is spliced from 8 exons. The record is from RefSeq and is a predicted model, not a curated record. Gene Ontology annotation, biological process: plant organ development. Gene Ontology annotation, cellular component: chloroplast inner membrane. Lineage: Eukaryota; Viridiplantae; Streptophyta; Magnoliopsida; Rosales; Rosaceae. Bases 344 to 1684 code for a protein of 446 amino acids.
ACGCCUCCACCAGGAAAGGAUAAAAGGAGCCCAAAAAACACGUCGUCUCUCUUUCGAGUUUCCGCUUCCCUCACUCCCUCACUCACUCACUCACUCAACCACCUACCAAAUCCCAGCUAUCGCUUUCGGAAUCGAAUCCUCAAACCCUCAACUUUCUCGGCAGCCAAACAUCAAUUUUACCUUCCACCCACUUUCCCUCUCACUUUGCUUCGUUUUCUCCGUGCAAUCACCUCUUGCCUCAGACUUUAAAGAUUUUGUGUUUGUGGCAAUUGCGUAAUAAUUCGUCGACUUCUCUGGGAGUGCAUUAUCGACUUAGACAUUUUUGAGAUCUCGAAAGGCAUAUAUGGCGGCUUGUUCUUUGAGCUUUGGGAUAUCGAAUGUUGCAACUUUGCGGAACGAGGUCGUUCGGGGGAAGAUGUGGAGCCAGAAUUUGAUUUCUUAUGGACUAAGGUUUAGGAAUGAUGCAAAGGAGGUUGCUUGUCCAGUGCUCUAUAGGAAUAGUAGCUUUAGAGAUAGGCUGAAUUCGUUUUCGGUGAAGAAAGACCGGAAAUUUACGGUCAUGUCUAUGUCCGAGGCUCGAGCUGAAUCACAAUCCGAGUUAGGCACAAUAGCUGUUUCGAAUGAGGAAGGGGAUGUUAUUGUAGAAAAGGAAAUGAGGAUUUCGGAGAAUGAGUGUGGAUCAAAAACCGAGAGUGGUGGUAGUGAUAAGGAUAUGAUUGAUGGUAGUGGUGGUAAUGGUAAAUAUACGAACGGUAGAGGUGGAGGAGGAGGUGGUGGUGGUGGUGACGGUGAUGGGGGUGAUAAAGAAGAAGAAGAGUUUGGGCCAAUUAUGAAAUUUGAAGAGAUUAUGAAAGUGACUGAGGCUCGAGGGGCUAGUCUUCCCUCUGAUAUGAUUGAGGCUGCCAAGAGCGUGGGAAUUCGCAAAGUGCUUCUCCUUAGAUAUCUGGAUUUGCAGGGGUCAGCCUGGCCUCUAGGUUUCUUAAUGAGGUCAUGCUCUAUGCUUCGUGAUCGAAUGCUUGCUGAUCCAUCAUUUCUCUUCAAAAUUGGAACGGAGAUAGUCAUUGAUUCUUGUUGUGCUACAUUUGCGGAAGUUCAAAAGAGGGGCAAAGAUUUCUGGGCAGAAUUUGAGCUGUAUGUUGCAGAUCUUUUGGUUGGGGUGGUGGUUAAUGUUGCUUUGGUUGGGAUGUUGGCCCCCUAUGCUCGUAUUGGGAAACCAUCAUUAUCUAAAGGGUUGCUUGGACGCUUGCAACAUUCUUAUGGAGCUCUUCCUAGCAGUGUAUUUGAAGCGGAAAGGCCAGGAUGUAGAUAUUCUGUAAAGCAGAGAAUUGCCACUUACUUUUUUAAGGGCAUUUUGUAUGGAGCAGUAGGCUUUGGAUGUGGUAUUAUAGGCCAAGGAAUUGCAAACUUGAUCAUGACUGCCAAGCGGAGCAUAAAGAAGUCAGAAGAGGACAUACCUGUUCCACCUCUAAUUAAGAGUGCAGCUCUUUGGGGUGUUUUCCUUGCUGUCUCUUCCAACACCCGCUAUCAAAUCAUCAAUGGACUUGAACGCUUGGUAGAGGCAUCGCCUUUGGCGAAACAGAACCCACUUGUUGCAAUGGCUUUUACUGUUGGAGUACGAUUUUCAAACAAUGUUUAUGGGGGAAUGCAGUUCGUAGACUGGGCUAGAUGGAGUGGGGUGCAGUAACUAAUACGCUUUAGAGGGGUAGGUUAGCUGGGGCAGAUUUCAACUCUUCUGGUGAUAUGGCUUUUGCUUAUCAGUUAUACAAGCGCAAAAUCGUCACCCCCAAAGAGUUUAAAUCCCGUAGUAGUUUCAUCCUUGAUGCUUUUGUGUAAUUUGGAAAAAGCUGAGUAGAAUGUGUUGUACUUUUCUAUCGAUAAACAAGAUGCUGGAUUUACAGGGUAAUUCGGAUAUGAAUGGUUCAAAUUGGCACCAUGUAAGUGCUUGCAUUGCGAGUGGUGUGCUCCUGAUGUAAUAAAAAUGCUGGCUUCUUUUCA